AUGAGUUUUGGAAGCCCUGGUGGCGGCGCAACCAAUGUCAAACCUACUCCUCCUGAGCGAGGGAGUUUCCCACUUGAUCAUGAAGGCGAAUGCAAACACCUUAUUUCCCAGUACCUGAAAUGUCUGAAACUGAGGAAAGGGGUUAACGACGAAGAGUGUCGCAAGCUAGCCAAGGGAUACCUGAGCUGUCGAAUGGAGAAAAACCUGAUGGCACCGGACGACUUCAAAAAUCUCGGACUCGUGUUUAAAGACGAGGCAGACGGAACGGCAGAGCAGAAUGCAGGGACAAAGUCAUAG
Molecule: messenger RNA, 297 nt
Organism: Aspergillus fumigatus Af293
Lineage: Eukaryota; Fungi; Ascomycota; Eurotiomycetes; Eurotiales; Aspergillaceae
Product: putative cytochrome c oxidase assembly protein Cox19
Exons: 4
Coding region: 1-297 (98 amino acids)
Biological process (GO): mitochondrial respiratory chain complex IV assembly
Cellular component (GO): mitochondrial intermembrane space
Source: RefSeq, a predicted model, not a curated record